AUGUCGCCCUCCGCACUCAACUCCACCGUUGAGACGACCCAAAUCAUCAUCAGGCUCUCCAGCCCUCUCGCCGAACUCUCCACGCUCACCCCCCUCGUCGAUCUGCUCGCCCUCACACACGCUGUCACCGUGCCCUCCCCCCUCAAGCAGUCUCGCCUUUCCACACUUCUACACACACUCUCAGCCGACCCAUGCCCAUCCUCGUCCUCCCCGUCCGCGCUGCACAGCGAGGCAGAGAAGCUCAACUCUUUCAUUCGCUUCCUCUCUCCGGUGCUGAACGGCAUGGCGGGCCUGCGGGAGUUUGAGGCGGCCAUCGACCUGCGUGACGACGACCCACAGGACUUUCGAGACUUUUGGACGCUGGAGGAUCGCAACUUGAUCAAGGAAUACGUCGAGGACGGACAGGUGGGGGGCUCCAGCCCGGGAAGCGAAAAGGUAUUUCUGGAUGCGUAUGUGCGGGAUGUGUCGAGGAGAGUGGCGCUGAGCCAGGAGGGGCGCCUGAUGCUCGUCGAUGGGCACCGCAAGGUUGGGGAGCAGGUGCCUGUGGCGGAGACGAAGCGAGCUAGCUUGUUGAUUUACAGAGAACAGGGGCUGGAGGGGUGA
Messenger RNA from Emericellopsis cladophorae, 603 nucleotides. RefSeq lists its product as uncharacterized. NCBI's taxonomy places the organism in Eukaryota, Fungi, Ascomycota, Sordariomycetes, Hypocreales, Bionectriaceae. The record is from RefSeq and is a predicted model, not a curated record. The coding region runs from base 1 to 603 and encodes 200 amino acids. The transcript has a single exon.